AUGGCCGAGAAGGAGUGCACCGUGAAAGUGACCGAGGGCCCCGUGUUGGGCAAGUCUGGCAAGAAGAUCUGCUGCUCAUGUCCGACCACCAAGCAGGCGCGUGACCUGUGCAUCGUCAAUAACGGCGAGGAGAACUGCAAGGACAUCAUCGAGGCGCACAAGGUCUGCCUGCGUAGCGAAGGCUUUACGGUCAAGUAA
Phytophthora nicotianae INRA-310 is the source of this 198-nucleotide messenger RNA. RefSeq lists its product as hypothetical. Gene Ontology annotation, molecular function: copper chaperone activity; copper ion binding. The transcript has a single exon. Bases 1 to 198 code for a protein of 65 amino acids. The record is from RefSeq and is a predicted model, not a curated record. Gene Ontology annotation, cellular component: mitochondrial intermembrane space. Lineage: Eukaryota; Oomycota; Peronosporomycetes; Peronosporales; Peronosporaceae.